AUGAUGAUGCUGCCAAUUCGCUUAUUGGUGAUCAUCACCUUGGUGGCAUCUCAGCCACAGUUCAAGAAGCACUGGAAACGAGCACCCGUCCAUGGUGCAUUCAAUGUGGACGCCUAUGCAUACAACAAGCCCCAGGUGAAUUUGGUAAAGCAGUUGCCAGCAGCAACUAAGCCUGGAGAGAUGCUGCCCGUACGUCAGGUGCUACAACACAUCUCGCACAGCAGUCGCGCCUUGGCCAUGCCAAAAGCUCAAUACAGAAACCUCGAUGAUGCAGAGAGUAAACCCGCAACUGAUUAUCGAGAAGGUAGUUUGGUGCCCGCUCUGAAAGCAACUACCCUUGCCGCAUUAAAUAGCCAAUUAGUACAGCUCCAAAUGAAUUUGAGUCAGACACGGUCAAGCUUAUAUUCGCAUGAGUUUCAUGUGCAAAAUAUGGGCACUAGGAAAAUUGUGCUCCUUAACACGCUGGCCAAAAAGGAGCAUCAUAGACCCGUUAGCACUGAAGUUACGAACAUACAGGAGAGGCCAUUGAAUGUGAAAUUGGCAUUGCCCGAGCUUAUCGGAAGCGUAGAGGAACACCAGUUGCAGGCGGAGAUAACAGCCACAACGCCAAACCAGGUGAAAGCUGAACCAAUUAGCUAUCUGGAAACUGAACCAUCUAAUAAGGGACAGCUGAGCGAUGUGACUACUGACAGCAAAGAGAUAGCUAGGGAUGUGAGUAAGGCGCCAACAAUCGCAAUAGAGUCAACAGCAGCGGUUGGACAUAAGGAGCAGCUAAAGACUAUUGUCAAUGGAAAGCAGCAGCAGGAGCAGGAACAGGAGAUGCGAAAUCAGCAUCAGUUGCCGAUGAAGUUGAAGCUGAGAGUUGAGAAUGCUGCUGACAGCAAUCAUGACAACAUUGGCUUCAGUGUGGCGCCUGUGACAGAGUCCAAGCCAGUUGAAAUAGAUGGAGUUAAGGCUCAUCGCUUGAAAUCGAAGCGCAAGCAAACGAAAACAAAAGUAAAAACACAAAAUCAAAAUCAAACACAAACGCAAAGAAAGACAUCAAAUGAAACUGAUUCAAAGCUGGCAACGAGUUCUGCUCCAGUUGAUAUGCUGAUGAGUGAGACAGCAGAUGUCAGCACAGGGAAUCCUCAACAGCAGCACAAGGGUAGCAGAGUUAGGGUCAGUGUAAUGGCCAAGGGUAAGGGUAAGCGGAAGGGUGCUGGUCAGAAGCAGGAAAUCGAAACUACGACAAAUUGGUGGCAGAUACUACCAUAUGCGGAAAUUAGAAAAUUUUUGAAUACGAUUUAUGAUAGCAUCGCCGACGACUCCGACGAUGAGCGGGCUGCACAUCGGAUAUGA
Messenger RNA from Drosophila grimshawi, 1341 nucleotides. Its product is annotated as ubiquitin carboxyl-terminal hydrolase 36. The transcript is spliced from 2 exons. Lineage: Eukaryota; Metazoa; Arthropoda; Insecta; Diptera; Drosophilidae. The record is from RefSeq and is a predicted model, not a curated record. The coding region runs from base 1 to 1341 and encodes 446 amino acids.